Chara braunii is the source of this 759-nucleotide messenger RNA. The record is from the annotation of a GenBank genome assembly. NCBI's taxonomy places the organism in Eukaryota, Viridiplantae, Streptophyta, Charophyceae, Charales, Characeae.
AUAAGGGAGAAGAAUCGGAUGAGGAAGCAGAGAAGAUAAAGGAGGGGAGUAUCGAAAAAAGGAAGAGAGUGGUGCACUCCCCCAUGCAGAGCAAGGCUAUAGACAAGUCUCGAACGUGCAACGCCGGAGGAUCGGUCACUGUUCGACAACCGAGGAUUUCCAUAUCCUCCGAUGAGGAAGAUACGAGGUUGAAGAUACGCACCAAGCACGAGUUCCCGACAAACGGUGGCGAUCAGAAACUUGACAAGAUACUGAAUCUGCUCGGAGCGUUAGCCAAGAAAGACUCUGGGAAGAAAGAGAAGACAGGGGAAGAAAUGAAAGAAAAGGGUCGUAAAAAGAAAGGGAAGAUGGUUGUGGAGGACAAAGGGAAAAGUGAAACGAACAAGGGAGAGGUGACGAGCGGAUCGGUGGAGGAGGACGACAAGGAGGAAAAGAAGAAGGAAGGAGACAUAAUCGAGUAUAUGAAAUUAAAACUCGAUUAUUAUAUGGACAUAAGCGUGAAGGAAGUAAAAUCCCUCUGUGUCAAAAGAGGAGGGAAAAUAGGAGGGAAAGAGAGAAAAGAUAAAUGCGCCUGGGAAUUGGCGAAGCAAGACUCGGAGUUGUUCACCAAGUUAGUCAACAAAGAAGAUGGCGAAGAGUUCGAGUCAUCCGAGGAAGAAACACCAGAUGAAGAAUCAAGCGGCAACCGAUCCGACGAUGACGAGGAAUCCCGCGAUGUCGCGGGGAAUUGAUGUCUCCUCUCAACGAGCAUGGCAACGA